AUGGCGUUGAAGACGACGACGAAGAUGACGAUGACGACGACGACGAUAAAGAUCGCGGCGCCGAAGACACUGCGUUACGUGAGGGAUCGGGAGAGCGUGAGCCGGACCCGCUCGCACCUCGGCUCUCGUCCGGGACAACUGCUUAACACAAAAUGGGUCUGGGUAUUUGUGCUUACUGUGCACUUGUAUGAAUACUCAAUUCAGUUUCACUUUUCAGUAGGCUCUGGAGUUAUUGUCAAGUUAGUAUUCAGCUUUUUCGCUGCCUCAUAUGCCCUUCUGUCUAGCUUCCGCGAGGAAAUGGAUAUGGUUCCUCAAGGAGUUUCUAUAAUCCUAGUGGCACUGGUCCUAGGAUCGCGAGCCUUCGUGUGUGCGUCCCUGUUUUCCCUGCCUGGUCCCCUGCUCUACACGGGCUUCGUUCCUCUAGCGCUCAGUUUCCUUCUCGCACUGGCCACCGACUGCGUGUUCAACAGGGAGAAAAUGUCUCUCAACAGAGCCUACAUAAAGGCUACCCUUCUGCCGCCUCAAGACAAGGCUGGCGUUGUGGCCUCCUUGGUGUACUGCGGUUUUGGGUUAGUCUUCUGGCUUCUCACUCUGUCUCGGCCCUGGAGUGUUCUUGUGUUUGUGGGCGUGACCAUCAUUCAUUUCCUUGGAGGAAUUGGGUGGAUGAUAUUAACAAAAAAUGGGAAUAAGUGUUGUAAGGGGGAGGACGAACCAUGACUGACAUCAUAUUCUGCUGCCCAGUUGGUCUGUGCUUCCCUCCCCAAUGUUAAAAAACCAAGGCCCUUCUGGAGCACUAGGACACCUCCAGCCAGGGGGGCCAUAAGUUUAUAUAUAUAUAUGAGAGAAAGAGGGAGAAGGAGAAGAGAGAGAAGAGAGAGAGACAGAGAAGAGAGAGAUAUAAUAUCCUAAUUUUUCAUUAUCCAAAUUAUCAUAUUUAUUCUACUGAUAUUUGUUUGUAAAGAUGUUAUAAUAGUGAGUUUUCAUAUACCAAUUUAUUGAAAUGUAGGCCUAUUUUAGCUAUUUAUUGUUUAGUUAAUUUUUUGGGUACGUUACUCAUAAUAGUUUUUAAGGCUUGUGUUGUGGGAAUGAAUCCAUUGCUCUGCUGAGUGCGUUCCAAAUGUUCUAACGGUCAUAGAGACAUUUCUAACCUGUGAUAUUUUAUUCAAUAAAUAAACAAUAAUGAACAGGCGGCAUACCAUUAUGUCAAUCUUAGCAAUAAAUACAAUUAUUUACACAAGCAA
This is a messenger RNA of Penaeus vannamei (Pacific white shrimp), 1241 nucleotides long. The record is from RefSeq and is a predicted model, not a curated record. Lineage: Eukaryota; Metazoa; Arthropoda; Malacostraca; Decapoda; Penaeidae.